Annulohypoxylon truncatum is the source of this 2762-nucleotide messenger RNA. Its product is annotated as cryptochrome. The coding region runs from base 414 to 2444 and encodes 676 amino acids. The transcript has 3 exons. NCBI's taxonomy places the organism in Eukaryota, Fungi, Ascomycota, Sordariomycetes, Xylariales, Hypoxylaceae. Gene Ontology annotation, molecular function: damaged DNA binding; deoxyribodipyrimidine photo-lyase activity; FAD binding. Gene Ontology annotation, biological process: photoreactive repair. The record is from RefSeq and is a predicted model, not a curated record.
GCCUCUAGCUCGACUCUAGAACCCAACACCCCAGUUGGACCCUAUCAGCCUACUAGGGAUAAGUGGACUAAGCCUUGCUGUACGUAUUAUACAUCGGUCGAAGCGAUCAAAAUGUGAGAAAUCUGAUUUAUUUCCAGCCGUGCUGGCCCAGAAUCUGAUCUCGGAGCCUAGAUUUCUUUUCCUUUAACAGGCAUUGCCCCAUGCUGCCUCGCUAGCGUCGAUCUAGGCGCGUAGGUUCUUCCCAUGCUUGGGAAUGAGAGCAUGAGCACGAUCAAAUUAUCAAAGACGUCAAGUGUCUAUCGACUAGCUAUAUUUUGCCGGAGCUGUGCCAGAUCCACCGAAUUUCGGUUCCCUGGCGCAGCUAUAAUCGACUAUUUGGCACAUAUCUCCACGCCUCUUCUUCCCAAACAAUUAUGUCGACGAGCAAUAUUCUUGUCUACGUCGUCCGCCACGACUUGCGCGUCUCUGACAAUCCUAUCCUACAUCAUCUCGCCAGUACACCCGAUCAUGGAUUCACACAUGUCCUGCCUCUCUUCGUCUUGCUUCCGCAUCAGAUCGAGGUUUCGGGGUUCUUGAAAGAAGGGGCAAAAUCCCCUUUCCCCGAAGCUAAAAGCGACGUUGGGCGCUACUGGAGAUGCGGGCCGCAUCGAGCUAGGUUUAUCGCCCAAUCGAUUUGGAAUCUGAAAGAGAAUCUCGAGAAAUUAGGCAACGACUUGACGAUUAGGAUCGGGCCAUAUGAUGAGGUGUUAAAGACGCUGAUCGAAGGUCUGCGACAAAGCGAGCUCAGUGUAGGGGGGGUAUGGACAAUUGGAGAAGAAGGUACCGAGGAGAAACGAGACGAAACGGUCAUAUCAGAGACAUGUUCUAGUCUAAAUGUAGACUUUCGGACAUGGAUCGACGAGAAGUACUUCAUUGACGAUCAAACUUUAAAACUGGACACAUCUCAAGAUCUCCCAGAUGUAUUCACGACUUACAGGAAGAUGAUGGAACCCCUUCGAGAGAAACCUAGCGCAGUUUUACCUGCUCCGUCGAAGGAUGAUUUGCCAAAGCCUGUCGAGAGAGCUAAGAUUCCGGACCAGAGAUCACCCUUCGAGAUCCCUUCAUCACAUGACAAAAUCGAGGAAUCGCUUUUACGUCCCGUCAACGAGGUUCUUACCGGAAUUACGCAAUUCCCUGUGGGGGCUAAGUCAGCACACCCUUUCAAGGGUGGCGAGGAUAGUGCUCAUGAGAGAUUGGAGCACUUGAUCAAGUCAGGAAGUGCUUACUUAUACAAGGAUUCACGAAAUGGGCUACUAGGGAGCGACUUUAGUACCAAGCUGUCAGCUUAUCUUGCGCAAGGAUGUAUCACCGCCCGCCAGGUUCAUGAUAGACUUAUGGCAUACGAAGAUGGAAAUGACAACUCCUUGGCCGAAUCGCAGGGAUACGGAGAGGGAGAAAACGAAGGAACGAAAGCCAUACGGUUCGAGUUGCUAUGGCGCGAUUAUAUGAGACUUUGCAAUAGGAAGUUCAAGGAGAAGCUCUUCCUACGUUCCGGAUUUCGAGAUGAUCAUUCCAAUAAAUGGAAAUCGGUGAAGAAAGGGAAAGUAGAUGGUCAACAGGAGUCGGUGGAUGAGGUUGCUGAAACAAUAAACAGAAUAUUCAAUGGCACUACCGGGAUGGGAUUGAUCGAUGCAUCACAGAGGGAGCUAUUGCACACAGGAUACACGUCAAAUCGCGCCCGCCAGAAUGUCGCCAGUUUCCUUUCCAAACACCUUAGCAUCGAUUGGCGCUAUGGUGCUGAAUGGUAUGAGAUGCUGCUAGUCGAUUAUGAUGUCUCAUCCAACUGGGCAAACUGGCAAUAUGUGUCCGGAGUAGGAAAUGACCCGCGAGGCGAAGCACGCAUUUUCAAUCCCGUGAAGCAAGCAUUCGACUACGACAAGGAUGGAGAAUACGUGCGCUGUUGGGUGCCGGAAGUUCAAAACCUUGAGAAAUUGGAAAAUGUUUUCCAGGCUUGGACGACGCCGAAAGAGGAUUGGGACCGCCUUGGCCUGACAGGCCUUACGUUGGCCGAGAAUCCGAUAAAGAAAAUCGAAUUUUCUGUUGAAGGAAAACCUAAGGCCUCCAGGCGACCUUUUAUCCGCCGACGCGGCCCCGGACGCGGAGGAAGCAGUCGAACGUCACAAACCUCUGCGACUCCGCAGCCACCGACUGGCCCUAGCAACUCCAAUGGGCAGAACGAAAAUGAGAGGGCUGCUAAUAGACAACGUAAUAACCAAGGCAGUCAACAAACCGCAACCGAAAAUCCUCGUGGGGGUUUCCGUGGUGGGCGAGGUUAUGGUAGAGGUUAUCAAACCCGCGGUUAUCGUGGAUUUAGAGGAGGUUAUCGAGGCCGUGGCCCAUCGACAAACUACAGUCAACCACCAGCGCCAAUGCAGACGCUGGCUCCAACCGAACAAGCGCAAUAGGAUUCGCUUUCCCGUGUACCGAGCCUUCGCCACCCUAUCCCGCCAAUUAUGCCACCGGGUCUCGUAACGUUUGCUAGGUCUCGUAUGGACGCACAUCCCCACUCCACCACUUUCCUUCGACCGUCACGCCCCUAUAUACAGUAUACAAGUAGGGAAUUAUCGCCGUUGCCAAAUGUCCAAUCUUCACGAUCUACAGCACGCAGCCCGCGACCGCGCUCCCUCUAGAAGAUUACUGAUGAGAAAUGACUGUUUUGUGCCGAGCAGGUUAAUCUUAGCUAGAUAUCUCUACUUGCUGGUCUCUUCUCCUGUUACGUAACU